UGCCCGGUUUGCACUUGUCAGAAGGGCACCGACCUCGGUGCUUACGAGUCCUGUACUGCAUUAAUUAAUCAUACAAACGUGUUAUUCUGACAAAUGUAGACAACAUGGAGGAUUCCUACCCGUUCCCAGUCUUCUUCGAGUGUGACACUCUGAGGGAAGAACACAAGAACAAGAUUGCGAAGUAUUUUCAAAUUCGCCGUAAAUCUGGAGGAGGAGACUGCGGACCUGUGACAAACAUCGGCGAUAAAGUUUACAGCAUCGCUUUCAGGGAAGAAGAUGCUCAGCAGAGGGUCCUACAGAAAUCCGAACAUGAGCUGGAGCUUGCUGGUGUUCCUUUAAAGCUGAUAGUCCGAAGCAACCCAGCAUCAAGGGGAAAGCCGAUGAGCCCUACAGUGGACUUGUCUCUAUCACAGCAGUUUCAGAAGUUGACCCUUACUUCAAGCUCUCCAAGUGUUGAAGUACAUGAACUACAUCUGGAAAAAUACCUCCUUCGUUACCUAAAAGAAUGCCCCAAAGCGAAUAAACAACUAGAGGAAGAACUCACCUCUGUUUCCUGCACUGCCCAGCUUUUCCCAGAGGAGGGUAAGGUGUUAGUCAGGAGUUCAGCUCAACCUACUGCUGCUCAUGACGUUGCAGACUGGAAAGCUGAGGCAGUCAAAGUCUUCGAUGGCUAUAGCUACUACUAUGAGGGUGAUAUUCACAAAGUUAAGGCUUUGUGUCAGUCCUACAGCUCCCUUCAGACCACAGCUGACGUGAAGGUUUACACCGAGGGUGGCAUGGCUGUUGUCGUUGGGAAGUGCUCUCAUGUGAAUGCCAUGGUAAAGGAUGCAGGGGACGUACAUAAACAAGGGACACGUUCGAGUAAGAAGCAAAGAAACAUUUGCAGACUAGGUAAGGCCAAAGUCGGCCUCCUGUGGGAAAUGAUUGAGCACAGUUUGGGACAAGAUUUACCACAAGUGAAGGUCACUCAGGGGGAUGUUGGUCAGAUAGUUUUAGAAGGUUCUUUGGAGGAAAUCCUCAAGGCUAAAGAGUUCAUUGCAAAUAUUGAGAAAAUGGUGUUACAAAGGACAGUUUCUGACAUGAGCCCACAUCUUUUGGCCUUUCUGAGGAAGGCUUAUGCUGAACCAGGGAUGCUAGUGGACUUCUUAGGUGUUGGAGACAAAGUGGAAGUAGAGUUAGGAGACGCAGAGCUACGAAUCUUCACACUUUCUGGUGAUAAACUGGGUGAUAUUGAAAAAAAGCUGCAUGAAAAGUUCAAGGAAGAUAACAUUUAUAUCCCUAACUGUGCUACUGUGCCACUUGAGCUUCAAGAGCAGCUGAGACGCAAGGCUACCGAGAUGAACAAAGGGCAAUGUAGGGCUCAAGUUACUAUUGGCUUAGACAACAAGUUGUGCUUGUUGGGCCACAUAAAAGAGUUUGAAGAGCUUAGUGAAGUUGUACAUGAGUUCAUUUUGGACCAGUCAUGCAUUGAAGGCACAAUCUUUCUCCCCUUCCCAGAGUUAGUACGAGAUUUAUCAGAACUACUGCAGCUGCACAAGUUUGAUUAUUCAGGGAUUACCAUCCAACCUUUGACAAAUUCCUUUCAGCCUGCGGUUGUGCUGGGGGGCCCAUCAGGGAAAGUGACAGAGGUUAGGAACCAGCUGGGUCCAUUUCUGGACUCUCUUAGUCAAGACAGAGUCACCAUUGAUAUGCCAGGGGCAGGGAGGUAUUUCCAAAGUCCCUUUGGAAGAGAGACCCUUUUAAGUGCUGCUUACUCUCAAAAGUGUCUCAUACAGCUUCCAGAACAACUACGAAGCUCUAGACAGGAUUUUGCGUCCGGUACUGUUGCUACUUACAGCCUUUGUGGUGGGCUCAAGGUGCUUGUAUGUCAGGGUGACAUCACCAAACAGGAAGCUGACGCCAUUGUGAAUGCUGCCAAUGAAAGGCUUGACCAUGGUGGAGGGGUUGCUGGUGCACUGAGCAAGGCAGGCGGCCCUUUGGUGCAGAAGGAGAGCACUUUAAUAGUCAGACAAACUGGGAAAAUUCCUACAGGUGAAGUGGUAGUCACCACAGGUGGGGACUUGAAGUGCAAGAAGUUGCUGCAUGCUGUUGGACCGACAGCUGGAAAAUCAGGUGGAAGAGAAAGAGCAUUACUGGAAAAAGCAGUCCUGUCUGCUCUGGGCUUAGCAGAGCUGAUGGAUUUCAGGUCUAUAGCCAUGCCUUGUAUUAGCUCAGGUAUAUUCGGUGUUCCUGUCCCUGUGUGCUCAGAGGCUAUCGUUACUGCUGUGAAAAAAUUUGGCAGUGAGGAAGGCAGAAGUUUGAACAGAAUUGUUCUGAUUGAUAACAGGGACGAAGUUGUCAGGGCAAUGCAGGAAGCAUGUGACAGGCUUCUCCAAGGCCAAGAUGUAAGUGGUGGGGAAUUCCAGAGGAAUCAGUCUGCUCAAGAUGAAGUCAGAGGAGCUACUGCUGCACUUCCUGGAGAUGGUGUCAAAGUACAGAUCAUCCAGGGAACCAUAGAGAGCCAGCAGGCGGAUUAUCUGGUCUGUCCUAUGUCUGGCCAUGACCCUCUCUCUACCCGAGUUGGACACUGUUUUUCCAAAUUGGUUGGACCUCAGCUGACUGCGAAGUUUUACCAUGAAUCAGGAGGAGCCACAUUGCCUGGUGCCACAGUUUUAGUGGAAGACUUGCCUGGACUCCUAUCUAAAGGAGUUAUUUUCAUCAACCUCUUUCCCUGGGAUAAUAACCGUGGAACCGCAGUCCAGGUUCUGAGGCAGGCCAUUAAAAAGAUCCUGGCGACCUGUGGAAUCAGAGGCUGUAGUUCAGUUGCUCUACCAGUGCUGGGGACUGGGGCUGUCCUGGGUUUUCCUCACAGCGUGGCAGCCAAGGUUUUACUGGAGGAGAUCCAAGAAUUUGAACAGAAUCGAAUCAGCAGCAGUUCAUUCCUCAUCCGGACUGUCAUUCACUCCAGUGACAAAGAGUCGAGCAAGGCCUUCCAGUCCGCCCAGGAAAAGCUGCACCUCAGAGGAUUCACAAAUGAUGCUAAUCCAAACCAAGCUUCCUUCUACCGCCACGUUGCUGUAUCUGAUGAUGAGGUCACAGCCAUGCUGGGCGGAGUCAAGCUGCAGAUGGUCAAUGGUGACAUCACUCGUGAGGUGACUGAUGUCAUUGUCAACACAACCGACUUCUCCAACCAAUCAGGUGUGUCUAAAGCCAUUGUGACUGCUGCUGGUCCUGCUGUUCAAGCAGAGUUAGCCAGAGUGGGCAUCCCACCAGAACGUUAUUGCAGCACAGGACCUGGAUUCCUUGGCUGUACAGAAAUCAUUCAUGCUAGUUUUUUUGCCAACCCGGAGGUGAUUCGCAAGAAUUGCAAGAACAUACUGAAGCAUUGUGAGAGCAAAGGCUACAGCUCAGCCUCUUUCCCAGCUAUAAAUACAGGUGCAGCUGGUGUGGACUUCACCAAAGCUUGUAAAGCCAUGCUGGAUGGCAUGACCUCAUCUAUUACAGAGUUAAAGCCAAAAUCUCUCUCACUCAUCCGCAUCGUCAUUCUGGAACAACCUGUCUUUCAGGCAUUCAGAUCAGAGCUGGAGAGACGCUUUGGACUCACAGCCAAUCGCCACCUCAGUAUGAGAGAAAAAGCAGGAUUAAUGCUUGCGAAGUGGCAAAACAAGAAAUCAAGAACCUCUACAGCUUCAGCUUCUGAAGACAAAACCUUCCACUCCUUUAAGCCGCCUCCUGCUGUGAUAAGUGUGAUCAGCUGUGGCGGUCCAGACACCAUCAGAACCAUCAAGAGAGAUCUGGAAGGAGUCCUGCAGAAGCAGCUUGUGGAGAGAGAUGUUGAUGUGCAUGAUUUUUCCAGGCUUGAACCCAUGGAACUGGAGGCAGUGCAGAGCAAAGUCAGAGCCUUAGGAUUAAGCCUAGAGUAUCGUAGACGUCAAGGAUCUGAAGGGUUGGAUGGAAACAGAGCCGGAAACGCAGCCAGAGCUGAAACUCGAGACCGUUCAGGUUCAGGAAGAGAGGUCUAUGUCCUGAGAGGUCUAAAAGAAGAUGUUUUGACCGUCAUUGAGCUCAUUAACAGAGCCAUCCAAAAAGCACUCUCUGAAGAUCUCCAAGAUAAAGAAGAAGCGAUGUUGGCUCUUGAUGUCCAGUGGUCCAUUCAGGACAAGAAUGAAACCUGGAAGGAGCUGAGUCUGCAUGACAACUAUGUACUGGAGCAGGCUCACUUGAAUCAACAGGUGUCAGAAGAAGUAACAGGACCAGAAGGCAUGAAAGUCAGAGUAAACCUGAUGACAAGAGAUGCCACAGACUGGAUCACAGGAACCACCUAUAAAGUGAAAAGAUCUAAGACUGAAGCACCAUUAGAGUUGCCACCAAACUGGGAGCCGAUGGAAAACGAACUUUUUAAAAAGGUGGAGCUGAAGCCAACCUCACAAGAGUACCAGAUUGUAGCCCAAGGCUUCCUCAGGACAGCUAAAUUCAACAUUUGCAAAAUCGAACGUGUGCAGAACUAUUACCUGUGGCACGCCUACUCCGUGUGUCGGCAGCGUAUAUUUGCCAAGAACGGUCUAACAGAGCUUGGAGAGAUGUCUCUUUACCACGGCACAAAAGCAGAGUCAUGCAACUGCAUCGAGAGAGACAAGUUUGACCGGGGCUACGCAGGGACAAAUGCUGCAGCGUAUGGAAAGGGAGUUUACUUCGCAGUCAAUGCAAACUAUUCAGCUUCUCGGUUUUCGCCUGCAGACACAUCAGGCCUAAAGCGAUUGUACGUUGCUCGAGUCCUGACCGGCCGUUACACAGUCGGUAAUUCUUCCAUGAAAGCUGCCCCGCCUCGGGCCUCAGACCCCACCGACUGCUAUGACAGUGUGGUGGACAACCAGAAGACACCCUCCAUGUUUGUGAUCUUUCACGAUGACCAGGCCUACCCAGAGUACCUCAUCACUUUCAGAUAAAGACACGGUUGUGUACUGGGCCAGUCAGAAUGAUCAAUGUUUGUAAAAAUCUGGUGUUUCAAAACCAACUUUAAAUUUCCUUUUAUGGCACUUGACCCAUUUUUCAGGAGGAAAAGUUGGGUGACCUUUAUUUCUAUCAAAUCCUGCUUUUAUUCUUGAAGAUUAAACUGAAAUAAAACCUCCAUUUAUAUGUUUUACUUUACAUUUGAUAUCUCUGAGCAGUGAUGAAGUAUAUUAAAAUGUCAAAACUAGUAAAUUUAGCUUUUUUAAGUGGCUUCAUCAUUUAUUUAAGCAAAAAAACCUCUUUGAGAUUAUAUAUUUAUCAACCUUAAAAUGAAGUUCUAUUAUAAUACAGUUCCAGUACAUUUCUUUAUUAUACUGUCUACAUCUUUAAAGUCUGUUUUAAUCAAAAGGUAGAGAUUUUCAUAUUGUGUAAAUGACAAGAUAAAUAGUGGACAGAAAUUGAAGAUUCCAAAAGUAGAGUCAACAUUAAAGAUCCAUUGGUAAAACAUUUUGCUCCUUUCUUAAUCAUUAAAAUGUAGGCUAAUUAUGCUUGCUAGAAGCACAGUACAAAUAAGAUAAAGUAUUUCUGUCAGCAACAUUUUCCUAAGUUAAAGGAGCUAUUAUAUACAUGUGUCAGUAUUGAUUUUUAAACUGUAUUUCUAGUUCCAUUAUAAUCUUGUCAUUUUAAUUUCCUUGCAUUUCCUGUGUUUCUCUAUUAUCUUCCCCUUAUACUUUUCUGUUUUUAACUGUCAUUAAGAACCCCUGUGUUGUCAUUCUUUUUGUUUCUUAAUGUCAUUUGGUCCCCCUGGUCUGCUUGCUCUCAUUGGUUGUUGAGGAUAUGCUGUCAGAGGCAUUAGGAUGUAGUAUUGUAAAUGUGUUCAGUGUUUGAUUCCAAAUACUGAGCAUGUUAUUUACAAUUCUAGGUCCCAAAUCAGUGGGCAUUGGGAUAGUUUGCAGCUUAGUGCAAAGCAGUCAGAAUGAGAGUCAGCCCCUCCAAGUCCGAGGCCAUGGCUCUCUGCUGGAAAAUGGUGGAUUGCGCUCUUGGGGUGGGGAGUGAGUCUGCCUCAGGUGAAGGACUUCAAGUAUCUUGAGGUUUUGUUCAUGAGUGAAGGUAGAAGAGAGUGUGAGAUUGACAGGCGGUAGCACUAGCGGUAAUUAGGGCGUUGUGAAGAGGCAGCUGAGCUGAAAGGCAAAGCUGGGAGGAGACCUUGGGAACACCCAGAAUCCACUGCGGUCUUUUUUGUUUGACAUUUUUGGGGUAAUAUUUAAAUGAUCUUAUAUAAAUAAUUCAUUGUAUAAGUAAUUGUAGCAUAACAUUUGACACGACUUAACUAAAAGUUUAAAUGUGACUCAGCCUCUGAUUAUGUAACUGAAAA
Molecule: messenger RNA, 6304 nt
Organism: Cheilinus undulatus (humphead wrasse)
Lineage: Eukaryota; Metazoa; Chordata; Actinopteri; Labriformes; Labridae
Product: protein mono-ADP-ribosyltransferase PARP14-like
Exons: 15
Coding region: 105-4925 (1606 amino acids)
Biological process (GO): negative regulation of gene expression
Cellular component (GO): nucleus; cytoplasm
Molecular function (GO): NAD+ poly-ADP-ribosyltransferase activity; transcription corepressor activity
Source: RefSeq, a predicted model, not a curated record